ACGAUAGUGUGUACUCUUCCCAUAAACGAUGCAAUAUUUACGCAAAUUGCACAAUAAGCAUCAGUCUAUUUGACACAACAUGUUACGUAAUAUUUUAAUAUGAUCUACGGGCCUCUAGUACAACUGUAUAAGAUCAAUUAUUGUGCAAGUUAUUAAAAACAACGUUUGACUAUCUAGGGACCGUUUAAGAUUAAAAAUUCUCAGUGGCAAUUAUCGAAAUGUCAAACUUAUUUCAAAGUGACACUUUCAGCAUAUUACAAGAAAACCACGAAAUUUAUUUAAAACCAUACAUUCCCGACAGAAAUUAUUCACAAAUACAUCAAGUGGCAAUAGAAUGUAAUGAUUUGGCUCAGAAAAUCACGUCAAUAUGUGAGUUAUACACAAGAAGUAUUGAUGACACAUUUAAGAAGAAAGCAGCCACUAUAAUACAAAACUUUCUGAUUCGAUCUAGAAAUAGACGAAUAUUCAGAGAUGUUCUGAAUAAUUUAGACGAAUUGAAGCAUAAAAACCCUGUAGUGGUGCUAAAACAGAUUCACAACCUCUCUCUUGAUACAAAAGUAAGAAUGCUGCGAUGCUACGUCUUCUCUGUCCUUUUUUAUGGUGUUGAAUCGUGUACGUUGAACGAAGAUAUGUACAGAAAACUGGAAGCAUUUGAAAUCUGGCUAUAUCGGAGAAUAUUAAAGAUCCCGUGGGCUGACCCGGUCACAAAUGAGGAGGGCCUUAGAAGAAUGAAUAAGAACCAAAAGGUACUGACCACCAUCAAAUCUCGAAAGUUCGGACACAUUAUGCGAAAUGAAUCCAGAUAUGCUCUCCUUCAAGCUAUCCUGCAUGGAAAAAUAUUUGGAAAACGAGGCCAGGAAGAAGAAGAACAUCUUGGUUAA
This is a messenger RNA of Diabrotica balteata, 881 nucleotides long. The record is from the annotation of a GenBank genome assembly. Lineage: Eukaryota; Metazoa; Arthropoda; Insecta; Coleoptera; Chrysomelidae.